AUGUUUCUUCUGAAAGAUAAUUUCAAUCCAUCUAGUCAAAGAAGUAGAUCACGAUUUUUUGGAAUUGACAGUGUUUUCAAUAGUCAUGAAGUUUCCUGUAAUGAUAAUAUUCACAAUUAUGAAGGUACAUUUAUGGAGAAUUAUGCAACAUCUGGUAGCAGUAUUCAUCCAAUGGAUGUUGGCAAUAAUAAUAAUAAUAAUGGUAUUAACAGCAGCAAUAGCAGCAGCAGCAGGAAUCACAAGGAUACUAAUUAUGAUAACAACCAGAUGAUAUUUAAACUGGAUGAAAUGUUUGACCAGAUGAAUUUUCACGAGGAUACUUCAUCUGAUCAUAGUCGAUCGAAUAGUCCACCGUUAGGUCGUCUACGCAGAGAGAAACCGAAACCCAUAACAAGCAGGCAACAAGUUGAAUUCCCUGGUAUAUUUGUUGAAGGUUUUCGUGCUGGUCAUAUGGGAUUUAAUAUACCUGGUAUUUUACAAGACUCCUUAAAACCAACCGAUUCAAUGGAAGUGAAAAUUAAUCUGCCAACUCCAGAAUUCUUUUCUCAGUCUGUCUGGCAAAAUCCAUCACCGUUUAUGAUGAAUUUAACACAAAAUGAGAAUACCUCGAAUGACAGAGAAGCUUGUCGAAGUAAUGCUAAUGUGAAUACUGGUCGUUUUGGUGCUUCAUAUUUACAAUCUGAUAUUCAACACACAACAACAAGGACAUCAUCGACGGUGAAUAAUAAUAAUGAUAAUAAUAAUGACAACACGAUGCCUUAUUCAUCUUCAGGUGUUUUUUUCAACUCCAGUCAUAAUUGUCCACGUCCUGGUGAUCCUUGCCUUUUAAAUUCAAUCGAUACAAAUCAGUCUGAUGCUCAUUUACUGAACUGUGGUACUGAAAGUUACACUGUCUCAUCAAAUCCUUAUUCAUCUAGUCGUUUUCCUAGUGUCUGUGAAGGAAUCUCAACAGAUUCAGGUCUACCGUCUAAUUGUCUAGUACGCUCAGUUAUCUCUGGUCAUAAAAAGAUUGGAGAUAACGAUGAUGAGGAUCGUGUGGAUGGCCAUGUUGAUGGAGGGAACAAUUAUGCUGAACACAAUCGAAAAACCUCGAAUAGUACUAAUCGAUUCUCGCGUUUUGGACACUUUGAUAUACGAUAGAAAGAAAGAAAGAAAAAGCAUAUAUGGUUAGAGAAAUAUUUCUGUUCAAAAGUUAAAAAAAAAACAACAAAAAAAAAUUUAUACAAAUUGCAUUUUUGAUAUUACUAUUAUUAUUUUAUUUUUUUGGUUUUCGACUUCUGUUUUAUACAUACACUUGUUUUGUUUAUUGUGCUUCUUUCUAAUAACUAACUACCCUGUGACCCCCUCAGUAGUAUCGUAUUCAACAGCGACAAAGCCUACAUAUUAGAUAUUUUGUAUACUCAGGAAAAUGUGGCUCACACUAUUAUUAUUAUUACUAUUAUUAAUAUUUAUACUUUAUGAUUGUAAAUGCAUAUUUUGUAUCAUUUGUGAUGCCUAGGAGGAGAAUGAAAAAAGAAAAUUAAAAAUACACCAUUCGAUCUCAUUACCUUCUAUUAUCUCUUCAGGAUAUAUCCUAUGCAUUAGGCUUCUUAUCUGUUAACCUACUCACUGACUCACUGACUCACCCGCUCACUCACUCACUCACUCACUCUUAAUCUUCACGUUAUUCCAAUGUAAAUAUAGAUAUCGGUGAAAGCAUACCCUGUCGCCUUUCUUUCCAUGUAUUUUGUAGAGCAAAAAAGGAAAAUAAAUUUUGAAAAAAAAACAGUCAAAAGAAACUCUCUGUAGCCCUUCACCUGUCCAUUUACCAAUUUCUUUCACAAGAAGAUGUUAAAAUGAUUUUCUAUCAGAAUUAUUAUUAUUAUUACUACUACCCCUAUUAUAUUCCAGCUAUUUUUGUUUUCUACGUCUCGAUAUCUGCUUACUAGGGCACUAUACAUGCAUAUAUAUUUAUUGUACAUAUAUACAUAAUGUACAAAAACAUGACUACUGCCUACCAUCUCAUUGUUUUACUUUAGUUUGAUUAAAAUUCUUUCCGAAAAUUAUCUAUACUACUACUAUUACUACUACUUC
Trichobilharzia szidati is the source of this 2073-nucleotide messenger RNA. Lineage: Eukaryota; Metazoa; Platyhelminthes; Trematoda; Strigeidida; Schistosomatidae. The record is from the annotation of a GenBank genome assembly.